Symsagittifera roscoffensis is the source of this 1440-nucleotide messenger RNA. RefSeq names its product carbonyl reductase [NADPH] 1-like. The coding region runs from base 486 to 1334 and encodes 282 amino acids. Gene Ontology annotation, molecular function: oxidoreductase activity. The transcript is spliced from 4 exons. Lineage: Eukaryota; Metazoa; Xenacoelomorpha; Acoela; Convolutidae. The record is from RefSeq and is a predicted model, not a curated record.
GCCCCUAACGUGCACUAUAAUUAUGAAUUUUGAGAAUUUUAAAUUUAAAAUCUCUGGUAAGAACCAAUAAGGGUCAAUCUGAAUUAUGUCAAAGAAGAGGAAAAUAAACAAUCAUUUUCUAUUUUUUAUGUUGAUAUAAUUGGUUUUAUAUUUUGAAUUUAUUGUCAAAGUAGGUUUGUAACUCUCAAGUACAUUUCAAUUUGACCAGACCUAUUUGGAUAUUUGAUUAACAUCUAUAACAGUUUGAACACAGUCUUAAGUCGUUGAUUCCCAUAAUUAGGUUGUCUAUUUUCUUUCUAAAUAAAAUGAAGAAUAGCUUCUUUUUGGACCUCUAGAAAAGUAGUUGUGCAAUGAAAAUUCACUGAACGUAAUAAUAACAAAUCUUUCUGCAGUUGUCACAAACUGGUUUUGAUUUUAACAAUCUUCUUAUUUGACAAAACUUCUCGACUCUGUCGAUCGGCUCUCGAUUUCUAAUUUCAGAUCCAAUGUCUCCCUCAAAACCCGGUGAGUCAUCUGGGAAAAGAGUGAUAGUGGUGACUGGGUCGUAUAAGGGCAUUGGGUUUGAGGUUGUGCGUCUGCUGUGUGAGCACUAUGGGGACAGAGCCACAGUGUACAUGACAGCCAGAGAUGCCACCAGAGCACAGCCAUACAUGGAACAGUUGAAGGCGAAGGGACUCAAUCCAGCAUUUGCGGAGCUAGACAUAACCUCGAAAGACAGUGUGAUGGCUCUGAAGGAAUCACUGGAGCGUGAACACAAUGGUGUAGUGCACUGCAUCAUCAACAAUGCUGGAAUGGCUUACAAAAGAGAUGCCCCAGAUCCUUUUCCACAACAAGCUUCCGAAACGAUUGCGAACAACUACUUUGGAUACCUUUUAAUCAGUGAGGUCUUAUAUCCUAUUGUUGCCAAUGAUGGAUGUGUCAUAAAUGUAGCCAGCAUGUGUGGCAAACUGAAUCAGGUAUCAGAUCAGUACCAGAAACAACUAUCUGAAGCUGAUAAUAUAGACACAGUAACCGAAGUGAUGAACAAAUUCGUGGCAGCUGCUCAGAAGGGUGAACAGAAACAAGCUGGAUUCUCCAAUUCGGCAUAUGGAAUGUCCAAAUUAGGAAUGAUUGCCGCGGGAAGAGUUCAUGCGAAACAACUGGCUGGUCGGAAUAUUGCAGUGUUGAACAUGUGCCCUGGUUGGUGUAAGAGUGACAUGGCCGGGUGGGAGAGACCCCCCAAGACUGCAGCUGAGGGGGCAGACACUGUUGUGUGGCUGGAGACUAUGACUCACGAGGAGCAGAUGAAAAGAUCGGGUGGUUUCUUCCAAGAGAGGAAAGACUACCCAUGGUAGCACGCAUGAACAAACAAAUAAACUUGUAUAUUUUUUAUUAUUCGAUUAGAUGUUUUGAUAUUUUUAUCAUUUAUUUAUCUGAUUUAGUUGAACGUUCCAGCAACAA